Molecule: messenger RNA, 552 nt
Organism: Aureobasidium subglaciale EXF-2481
Lineage: Eukaryota; Fungi; Ascomycota; Dothideomycetes; Dothideales; Saccotheciaceae
Exons: 2
Coding region: 203-508 (101 amino acids)
Source: RefSeq, a predicted model, not a curated record
UACAUAAGCGCCAUUUAUACUGGCAUAAGCAGUGGGUAGGACCACGAUUUUUCUGUUCGUGUUAUAUGCAUAGGGGGCGUCGGAGUAGAUCACUUGACCGUCCGCGCACUCUUGGCAUUUGUUUUUCUUUGCGAUCGUGGUUAUCGUUACGGUGGACUAAGCUGUAGUGAUUGUCGUGAAUUUAAUUAAUGUGGUUUGAGGCAUGCUGCACAAUGAGCAUUUGAUGCUACCCACAGGGCUGUUAUUACUAUCGGGGUCUCUCUCGAGAUCAACCGCGCAGGAGCUGGCCUUACCGCAUGUCUUGGUGCAAAGGGGCGGGAUCAUAUCUCGAGGGGGUCAGAUAGGCCGGAUAUAUACGGUCCUGUGUUGCUCUCUGGUGACCAACGAAAGCUGGCGUAUAUCCCGAAGGGACAUCCUGCAAGCAAUAUUAGCAUCUGAAUAUAUGGAUGUACUGGCGAUGCUCAUAUAUGGCGAAGUGUCGACUGGAUUGGUCAGAUCGCGGCGCUAAAUGUUGCCUCUCACUCCACCAUUAGGGCUUCUUUUGGUGAAGAC